ACAAAGCAAACGAAAUCGCUUAAAAGCUUUAUGAACUCAGGCGCCUUUAGCAGAUUCGUCUUGCAUCCAGAUCGAGAAUGAAGUGCCUGAUUUUGUCCUUUGCUAUUGCCGCUGUCCUGGUGUCCCUGGCUUCAGCCGGAACCGUGGUUAUUGGCGGCCGAUGCCUGGAUUGCAGUCCGCCGGUGGGCGAAAAAGUCAUAGUCGAUGGCCAAGUGCAUAGCAGGGGCAAGCCAGGCCAAGGAACUGUCUACAUUAAUUCUCCGGGUGCCUAUCCAGGAGCACUGGAUGGUCCUGCCCGUGGUCCUCCCCGUAAGAUAGCCUCAGGAGCUGAUGGCACUCGGUAUCCCGAGGGCUUCAGUGGCCGUGUUCCCGGCAAUACUUACCUCCACAACACGGACUGCGUUGGCUGCAGCAUAAGCGGAGGCGGGGACUGAAAAUUAAUAAAAUGUGAUUAGCAUAAAUGAGAGUUUUGUAUUUGAAAUUGUUUUUAAAUUUGUUAAUUUUUAAAAUUUUAUGCCCGUGGAAAAGCAGAUACAAUUCGUGGGGAAAGUACAAACAUCGUUAGUUCACUAAAAAAAUAAAUAAAAGAUACAUUACUUAAACAAA
Messenger RNA from Drosophila kikkawai, 606 nucleotides. It is a transcript of the gene BomBc1, whose product is annotated as Bomanin Bicipital 1. The record is from RefSeq and is a predicted model, not a curated record. Gene Ontology annotation, biological process: defense response. NCBI's taxonomy places the organism in Eukaryota, Metazoa, Arthropoda, Insecta, Diptera, Drosophilidae.